AUGUAUGAAGAAAAUAGUAUUCACUAUUAUGGCAAUAUUGGACUAACAGCAAUGGUAAAUAGUGUUGAGUAUAUUAACCGACGACUUGAUAUAGAAAAACCAAAAAGUGGUAUUGGUACUUUACUUUUCGGCAUUAUGAAAUCAUUAAAUAGUGAUAAAUUAUUGGGAUGGUGCUAUACACUUAUGGAAAAUGAUGGGUUUUGGUCACUGAUGCAAGUACAAAUUCAAGAUUUCUUUGCACGAGAAUUUAUCUAUGGUAAAUCAAUAUUAUGGUCAUUAUCAAAAGGUAAGACAUGGUGUCAAAACUAA
Messenger RNA from Rotaria sp. Silwood2, 309 nucleotides. The record is from the annotation of a GenBank genome assembly. Lineage: Eukaryota; Metazoa; Rotifera; Eurotatoria; Philodinida; Philodinidae.